Theileria parva strain Muguga is the source of this 1580-nucleotide messenger RNA. It is a transcript of the gene CACTIN, whose product is annotated as Cactus-binding C-terminus of cactin family protein. Bases 102 to 1580 code for a protein of 492 amino acids. Gene Ontology annotation, molecular function: protein binding. Gene Ontology annotation, cellular component: spliceosomal complex; cytoplasm. Gene Ontology annotation, biological process: mRNA cis splicing, via spliceosome. The transcript is spliced from 7 exons. The record is from RefSeq and is a predicted model, not a curated record. NCBI's taxonomy places the organism in Eukaryota, Apicomplexa, Aconoidasida, Piroplasmida, Theileriidae.
ACAAUUAUUAUAUAUAUAUCAUACACUUAAUUUUUAAUUUGAACGGCAUUUAUGUUGUUUUUUGUAUUUUAUAAAAAUUGUGUAUAAUUAUCGUUUUACAAAUGGCUGAUACUUCCAACCCAAAAUCUGAGAAUAAAUACAAUCCAAACCUAUCUCAUUCCUCAAAUGAUGAAGAUUCCUGUGAAUUAAAUUCUAAAAGACCCAGAACUGAGGAUUUUGAUAGAUUAAAAGAUACCAGAACGGAACUUCUGCACAAACAUUUCGGCUAUACCAACGACCAGAACCCUUUUGGGGACGAAGAACUCACCGAACCGUUUGUUUGGGAAAAGAACGAGAAGUUCCAAACGUUAGAAGAAGAUUUAAAAUCUAAAAGCCCUGACAAGGUUGUGAAAUCUAAAGUGGAUGAGUUGAAACAACUAAAACAGAGGCGACAACAAUAUGAAGAGGAAAAAUCCAGGCAUAAAGAGUCUAGAACUCCGAAUAACAAAAGCGAUGACGAAGCUUACAGGGAAUGGGAGGCAAAAGGUGUUGAAUUUGAUUUAAAGCAGACAGUGGCCAAACCACUAAUGCGUUAUAAACAAGGGAGGCCUAAACUGGUGGACAAACUGGUUCUUAUGGUAGACCCCGAAUUUACUGACAAAUUUGAAGAGACAUUUAACCCUCAUAAUUUAUUCAAAAAUCUCACAAACGAUGACUUAUCUGAAGCAAUACAGAUUUUAAAUGCUUAUAUUGAGCUUGAUAAGAUUCCCGCGUUUUCAGCGUUCUUCAAAAAUUUAAUAGUCAUUGCUAAGGAUCCGAAAGAAAAAAAUUACGAGAUGAGUGGAGUUUCACAAAUGGUGGCCGAGAAGAUUGAUGAAAUUUUUUCAAAAAAAUCAAUUCCAGAAUUGGAUGUUCUCGAGGAUCAAAUACAAACCCGGCUUGAACAAGGAGUUCUUGAUACUAAUUUUUGGGAGACAGCUCUCUCAAGGGUUCCGUAUCUUAAGGCCUAUAAAUAUGUCGAAUCAGUCCUAAAUCCAUCCCAUACUAAUUCAUCCUCCGAUCUCGACCACAAAGAUAAUAAGGAUGGAGGAAAGGAUGACAAAAAUACAAGAGAAAGAGCGAAAGAAAACGAAUCUAUCUCUAUAAAGGAUAGGGAAGAUUAUGAGAAGUUUGUACAAUAUACAAAGCUUGAGGAGGGAGAAGAGGUGUUCGAUGGUUUGGUGAAGUUACCAGAUGAAAAUACAGAUUUGAAGGCUCCGAUGUAUUACAACAGGAUUAAAAGAGGGGUUGAGUGGACUAAGUAUAACUUGGCACACUACGACCAGGAUAAUCCACCGCCGAAACGAAUCCAGGGAUAUAAGUUUAACAUAUUCUUUCCCCAACUUAAGGGGAAAGUACCCAAGUGGAAGCUUCAAAAGGAUGGAAAUAAGAAUGAAACUGUCCUAAUAAGGUUCAUAGGAGGUGAUCCGUACAGAGAUAUAGCAUUUAGAGUAAUGAACAGAGAAUGGAAUACUGACCCUCAGAAAGGCUUUAAGAAUUUUUUUGACAACGGAGUCCUGCACCUCUAUUUUGAUUUCAAAAAAAUCAAAUACAGAAGGUGA